CGCGCACGUUGUCGCCUGACCAUCCACCGGAAUUCCAGCAGACAAAGUAGCUGUCAAAGAGUGCUCCAGGAAAGCCUUAUCACCCUGAUAAGGGCUUUUCUUAGUGAAAUCUCCGGGAAUCUCGACAUCCAGCAAUGCUAAACAAUGAAAAUCUUGCCGCCAAUCUCUGUGGAUUGCUGGCCCAGCAAGGAAACCGAGAUUCUGCGGUUGAGUGGAAAAUUUUGGGUCAGGAGAGAGAUGGAUCUCUCCUGGUAAACUGGAUGUCAAAGAAGGAUGAUGGCACAAAGAGUCACAUUGGAAUAUUUGAUCCCAAUAGCAAGACUUUUGAGAUCUUGAGCACUUUUCUGGAGCCGAAGAAUGUGAUUCAGGCGAGUGUGAACAGCUCCCGGACACUUCUGGUGUAUGUGCUGAAGGAGGAGUCUCCGGAGCCAGUCAGGUAUGUGCCAUAUCUUGUUGAGAUUAAUGAUGCCAAAGAGAAGAAGCCGUUUGGAUUGUUGGCCAUGGAGAGGAGCAAGCAAGUGAUGGUUCAGUUCCUGUGGAAGAAGAGAGACAACUUCGAUAAGACAUACAGGGAUAAAUUUCUAGUCAUGAUCCAUGAGGAAUGUGUACUUCUGUACACAGCCUCAAUCAAGAAAAUUUUCUCAGCCGAAGACGAUGGACACUCAACGGCUUCUCUUAGGAUCGAUUUCAAGCAUGAUCAGUGGUUCUGUGAUACCAAGGAGCUAGGGACUGAGUCUAUUGUGAGGAAUUUCACAUGGUGUCAGUGGGAUCCAGAAGUACAGAGUCUCUACUACAUUCAUUAUAAACCAUUGACUAGGAAUACCCUUGAGAAGGAUGAAGAGAAGGAAGAUCUCAGUCCAACUCUCAGUGCUUUUCAGUUCCAUGAUGACCUUCCCAUGGAGACUGUCUUGAACAUUCCACUGAAUCUUCCCAAGCUCCCACUGACAGAACCAGGAACGAAGGUGAUUUACGAGGAUGACACCAUCCCAUUGAGGAUUCAUGAUUCCUCCCUGAACCUGGUGAUUGUGUCCAAUGAGAUUGGGAUGCUCUUCGUCUGCCACUACUACCUCUACAUGCCCGUGAAGCCUCCUGAGGAAUCUGGAAAGAUGGAAUCUGUCCACUUUGCCUAUUCAGUGACUAUCCUGCAUCAUGGAUGCGUCAUCCACUGCGUUGUCCCCGGGAUCAGCUGGGAGAAGGCUAAACUGAUGAAGCCCACAUUUGCCCUCCAUGGAGAUCAUCAUUUACUGGUCUUCCAAGCUGAUCUCUUUGCCCAUCUCCUGGACAUUGGUCUAUCCCAUGAACCCUGUUGCCAUAUCGUUUGUCCCUCCCCAGUCCCAAUUCCCGUCACUCAUCUCGUUCCCUGCGUCAAAUGGGGCUCUCUGACUUUUGACUCUGCCACUCUCAACUUGGUCUCGAUGAGUGUCUCUAAAUCCCAUCUCAUCGAGACAUUUAAAGCUGACACUUCCCUGGACAAUCGCCUCAGCAUCCUGCAUUACUUCACUGUUCAUUCUGCAGAUAUGGAAGUCGUAGCUGAACUCAUAGGUAUCCUCAUGGAACACCCCAUGAGCCUGGAUAUUGUAUCGUUGAUGAAGGAGGUCCUCAUAGGAGGGACUUAUGCUUCUGUCAAGAAGGGACUUCCUCCGGAAGCCGCAGCUCUUAUCAGAUACCUUCCCUUGACAAUGUCCAAUCCCCUGAAGCCUAUCCAGGCUAAAGUCAAUGAUCUCUCCGUGGGUAUUUCCCACGAGACUCUCUACAACACCAACAUGAUGCUCCUGUCCUCGCAACAGAGACUCUCCCCCUACCGAACCGAUAUCUGGACAUGCCUCUGGGACAGGCUCAAUGAGAACAAGGAACCUGUGAGAUUCACUCCUGAGCAGGUUGUUGAGAAACUCAUGUUCUCCUUGGCUUGCUAUCAACCUGAGACUCUCUCCCGCUGUACAACUCCAAUGAGUCCAGUAGGACCCAAGAUUGGGGCAACGGAUGUUUUUUCCUUAUCCCAUAGGAGUCAGUCUACGGAUUUGCCUUUCGUGGAGCUGGAAGAGUGCACAGCCAGCAAACAGGAGCACGUUAUAUCUGUGAACCUGAGAGAGCUGAGUGUUCACCUGGCCAAGUACACUGCUAAGCAGAAUGUUGGCUUCCGGUGGUUGAAGAAUUCCUACGAUCAGGCUCCCACUUACGUUCAUACCGUGGCUUCAAUGUACGCAGCGGCUCAGUAUGAAAUGUCCAAGGUCCUCUGUGGAUUUGUUUGCCGUUUUGCAGGUGUUGAUCCUCAUAUGGAGACCCUCAAGGGAUUCCCUUUGAUUGAUUCUCUGUCAUCUACUCGUCAAUAUGCCCUGUACUCCUCCUUGGAGAGAUUCUGCUUGUCCGCUCAGUCUCUAGCCUAUCCUCUGCCUCAGGGAUUCUCCUCUUUCUUUGCCUAUUUGGGCUACAGGACCCUGUCCUAUGACAUGUUCCUGCAGUAUGUCCAGAGGCAUGUCUUUGAAUUGCAAAUUGAUGUUAUGAAGGCAAUUCUGUCAGACAUGGGAGAUUCUUCUGAAGGUCUGAGGCGGAAGCUCAAUCUUCUGUCGAUGCUUCCGAGAUCCAGGGCUAGGAGACUCUUGAAUAAGUGGACUCACACCACGAGCUUGCAAAUCCGGGCUCGGGAUCAUGCAACAAAUAUUCUCUGUGGUGUUCCUGUGUACCCAAGAGGAUCCCAUGGGCAACUGAAGCAGAAUGUAAGGCAUGGGGGCAUCUAUCCAGAUGACCAGGAGACAAUAGGUCCCCUCGACACGUUUCUUGAUCUUCUCACGGCUAAAGCGAAUCUGAAUGAGAUUGACUUCAAUCUCCUCAUUGAUGCCACAAUCAGUUCGCUGGAGAAGUAAUUCCUCCUUUGUCUCUGGCCAGAACUUUCUCACGCUUCCCGCGCAGCACAAUUGAGCGUGUCAACCUUGGCCGUGUGGCUGCAGAAUUUAUUUAAAUAAUCCAACAGAUGAGUGUCGCUUAAUUGCAUAAUUAUCGAUGAUGUACCCAAAACGAGAUUUAUUAACCAACCAUUUUUUUUGUUGAUCCCCAACUCUCAGUUUUUUGCUCUGCAAAGGCACCUUUUGAAUUAUGAACACUUGAAGCUGAGAAUAAGAGAUUUUUUAAAUUGAAUAA
Messenger RNA from Phlebotomus papatasi, 3135 nucleotides. RefSeq names its product protein pigeon (gene pigeon). Bases 135 to 2861 code for a protein of 908 amino acids. The record is from RefSeq and is a predicted model, not a curated record. Gene Ontology annotation, cellular component: trans-Golgi network. Lineage: Eukaryota; Metazoa; Arthropoda; Insecta; Diptera; Psychodidae. The transcript has 4 exons. Gene Ontology annotation, biological process: positive regulation of amyloid-beta formation.